AAUCAACACACAGCAUACACCAUGAGUUCCCCACUAGCCCUCGUUUGCAAUUCCUGCUUGAGCAAGAAACUCAAGUGCGUGAUCUCAGCUGGCGCCAGUGGCUGUGUUGCUUGCACUUCAGCUUCGCAGAAAGGACCUCGAGACUGCAGUCUAUUCAAGCCUUCGAUCAACAGGUGCGCCGAGUGUAUUCAAAAGCACAAGAAGUGCAUCACUCAGAUCGGCCACAGCGCUUGCGUCCUUUGCGAACACCGCAGCCUCGAUUGUACUUCGGCACCGACGGAUAGGAACGAGAUCAACAAGUUGAGAUUAUCAGCCGCAGACAGGAUCAAGAUGGACGAGGCAGAAGCCAGUGGCACUGGUGGCAGCAGGGCUGGAGUAUUGACUGCUGGCCGGCAAAAGGGUCAACCUCGCACGAAGGCGCAAAGAAAGAGCAAGAAGGAGAACGCAGCUCCUGUCUCGUCCCCACUGGUUCAUUCUCAAUCCACUGCCGGAGGCUCCCAGCAACGUGAUGACUCGGAUGAUGGCACUCUCGAAGACCCUCCCACUCCCAUCAACAAAUCCCAAUUCCCUACCCCCCGACGUGCCGCCAGUCCUUCCGAGACCCGAACCCGAGUCUAUCCCAUCCCCGACGACUAUGUCCCACCUUCUCUCCCGAUGCUCGAUCCGAAUGCCCCAGCUAAGGCACCCAAGGAGAAGAACCUAGCAGUCACAGUUGUUGAUGAAGAAGAGGAGGCAGAGAAGGAGGCAGGAAAGGAGGGAGAAAAGGCGGUGGAGGGGGUAGACAUCGACGUUACGCAACCCUGCGAGUCCAAUCCUAAACUCCCGUCUUUCAUGUGCUGCGACCAAGUUCGAGACUGCACUGGCCAGGGUCCCAACAUGAAGGUAGGACAUUUCAUCCUGAAAGAGUUCUUCACCAAAUAUGCCGCCUGCUACCCAUUCGACGAGAUCCUGUUCGAUGAACCUAACGACUGGCUCGAGUACGACGCAUACCUUGCAAUCUUCCAUGUCGAUUCUGGAGUUUUGCCUGUCAUCUAUGGAGUUGACAACAUGGACAAGGGUUAUCUGGUCAAGAUCUAUAUUGACACUCCGAGACCAGAGGUAGUUGGUAUGAUGGAUGUACGAAAGACCUCGCAGCCACGUUUCUACCGAGUCCCGGGAGGAGCCGACUUCAAAUGUGACGUCCAUGGAAAGAAGUUCUCUGUCUAUUUCAUGCGUUACUUCUCCAAGGGUAUCAAAUUCGUCGAUGUUAAUGCUUAGAUUGCUGGAGUAGAGUGGCUUGGGAGGUCGUCUUGCUGGGCUCCGUCGGUAGCUUGACACAUCUUGAGACACGCGAAAUAGCGACUGGGAUGGAGGAUGCGAUUGAGGAUGAGUUUCUUUUCUUUUACAAAAAUUUUUCAGUUCGCGGCGUUGUGGAUGAUGCGAUAUGGCGCAUGGAGGAGGUUUUCCUCUUCUGAGCGGCACAAUAUCAGCAGGUCAUGGAGCAUUGAGAUGAUACCCAUUUCAUUCAGCGACGAGACUCGAUUCUACAGCGUACACAGCGAACAUAGCGAUUGUUUUGAUGGGCACUCGGCCUUUCACUACGAUGCAUUUGCGAUCCUUUGAUAAUAAAAAAUGGC
This is a messenger RNA of Mollisia scopiformis, 1616 nucleotides long. RefSeq lists its product as uncharacterized. NCBI's taxonomy places the organism in Eukaryota, Fungi, Ascomycota, Leotiomycetes, Helotiales, Mollisiaceae. The transcript is spliced from 3 exons. The record is from RefSeq and is a predicted model, not a curated record. Bases 22 to 1257 code for a protein of 411 amino acids.